This is a messenger RNA of Gymnogyps californianus (California condor), 727 nucleotides long. RefSeq lists its product as uncharacterized. The record is from RefSeq and is a predicted model, not a curated record. NCBI's taxonomy places the organism in Eukaryota, Metazoa, Chordata, Aves, Accipitriformes, Cathartidae. The coding region runs from base 17 to 664 and encodes 215 amino acids. The transcript has 4 exons.
UCCGGAUGCCGGCAGGAUGGUGCUGGUCCCCGUUGCGGCGCUCUGGGCCCUGGCUCCCCUCCUCACCCGGGCAGACCAGCCCCCUGUCACCGUCACGGCGGCCGUCGGCGAGGACGCCUGCCUGCCCUGCGGCACCCAGCCCUGGGGACACCUGCGCGGGGUCACCCUCACCUGCACCCAGCAGGCUGGCACCCACCACCCCGUCCCCGUCCUCAGCCACCGCCUGGGCUGGCACCCGCCGCUGGAGCCGGGCUGGCACCCACCGGAGGAGCCGAACAGCCGGUUUAGGGGCAGAGUCGCCUUCUGCGCGGCGGGGCCGGGGGACGCCGGCGUGUCCCUGCUGCUGAGGAACCUCAGCGAUCCCGAUUUCGGGAAUUAUUCCUGCUACGUGACCAGUGCCGUCACCGCCGCCCCGCAGCUCCUCUGCAGCCUGGUCCUGCAGCCCGCUGCCGUGGCAGAGGUCCCAAAAAAUGCCGAGCCGGAUAUGAUCAUGGUGGUGUGCCUCCUCACCGCUGCCUUCAUCGCGGUGGCCAUCGGGGUCCUGGCCUGCUGCCACUGGGGGAGGCGGUGCUGCCGGCGCGGAGCCCAGGAGGCCGGAGCUGCGGAUGGAGGAGGAGGAGGAGGAGCGGUGGCCUUGGGUGACCUGAAGAGUCUCAGCGCCUGAGGGCACCGACAGCCGCACGGAGGAGCUCCGCGUGUGACCCCGGUGCAGGAUGCGGCCCUGGCU